Molecule: messenger RNA, 3339 nt
Organism: Colletotrichum destructivum
Lineage: Eukaryota; Fungi; Ascomycota; Sordariomycetes; Glomerellales; Glomerellaceae
Product: Putative Homeobox domain-containing protein
Exons: 4
Coding region: 364-2202 (612 amino acids)
Biological process (GO): regulation of DNA-templated transcription
Cellular component (GO): nucleus
Molecular function (GO): transcription cis-regulatory region binding; DNA-binding transcription factor activity, RNA polymerase II-specific
Source: RefSeq, a predicted model, not a curated record
CUGGUACCGCAACACCCUCACCACACACCGUACCUUCCAUCUUAAUUACCACGAUUAACCGCGCCUCGUGUCUCGACGCUCCUUCUUCCCCACCUUGCCCGUUCCUGGGAAACACUACCUACCUUCCUCUUUCUCGCUCUCUUACCUUCUCUUUCACUCAGCUCUUCUCUCUUCCUCCGAAGGACUCCUCGUUCUCCUCUCCCCAUUGGUAUUCCUACCUCUCGAAAUACCUCUUUUUGUUGUUUUGAUAACCCGUUUGGUGCCUUGGUGUCUCGCGUGCACGCUCUCUUACCUCCAGAUUUGCUCGACUGCUCCAACCCCAUGUCAUGAGUGUCGGCCGUUGCUCGUAGCUCAACCGUCGCCAUGCCUGCCUCUGGUAUCUCGCCUCCGGUCUCGACUGCUACAGGACCCUCCUCGUCAUCCCCGCCCUCAUGCGAAUCUUCCUUCCUGUCGCAACCCGCUGCGCAGACUCCCACAAGACAACCCGUCGCCGACCUCACGCAAACCCCCGAUCUUGCGCUCUCGUCGCACGCCAAAAUAGACGUGUCAACUCCCGACUCGGAAAAACACCCCAAAGGCAAAAGGAAGAGGACUGCUGCUAAAGACAAGUCCAUUCUCGAGGCCGCCUAUAUCGGGAACCCGAAACCGGACAAGGCGGCGCGUCUGGACAUCGUGAAACGCGUUUCCCUCAACGAGAAAGAGGUCCAAAUAUGGUUCCAAAAUCGUCGGCAGAAUGACAGACGCAAAUCCCGCCCCCUCUCUGCACAGGAGAUUGCUGCUCUUCGGUAUGGUGGCAUGCAAAUUCUCUCAUCCGACCCCGUGGCGUACAGCUCUUCCUUGCCUGAGGACAAGACAUCGCCAGUGGCAGAUGCUGCCGCCGUGCAGGCGCCGAUGCCGGCAGAGACACCAGUCAAGUCUGCAUCCACGGCGAUCGAGGAUGCGGGUGAACGACCUCAGCACGCAACCCCGUCCGUCCUAACUCCUAACGUAGGAGACAAGAGCCUGGAAACACCAACUUCUCAACUCACAGACUCUUCUUCCCUGCCGCAAUCCACUGGAUCCUUCUCCUUUUCAAGUUCCCUUGGACUUCUGAACAACCGAUGGAACCCUACGAGUUCCUUCUCGACACCCUCAACGCUAAAUCGCAGCAUUGACGAUACCCCUAAAUCCGAACAGUGCCCUCCCUCAUCUUGCUCAUCAGUUGCAUCUGCAUCGCAUAUCCUGCCUCCUCCCCAGUCAUCCCAGUCGUCACAACAGUCCAAUGUGCGGCUGUCGCUCUCACUGGAAGGCAAAGCUCAGGUCGUCUCCAACGAUACUUCACCUCCUCAGAUCCAGUCCACAAGGCUGCUCCCAGACUUAUCGACCUUGCCCCAGCCCAGGUUAGCCCGACCGCUCCAGCGUAGCCACAGCGCACUUGCUAGUGUGACUCUGCCUCCCAUCACAGCCCUCACUGAUUCGCUGCCACCGACGUUGGGACGGGGUCGCUCUCGGGAUGCGCACGCAUGGGAGCUGUGCUGUGACGCCGACACUCGGGAUGAGCUCACCGCCCAAGCCGAAAAUGAAUCCAACGGCUCCGCAGUUGCCGCCAUCAGCCUUCUUCGCUCAACGAGCAGCAUCCUUCAAAAUAACACUUCUAAGCGGAACUGCCCAGCUAGUAGACCGAUGCCUCGGUCUCAACAGGCCAAGAAGCCCAGGCUGAGUCGAACGUAUUCCAGCAUGGCAAGGAUGCAAACACCAGUUGGUGGAGGCGACAACUCAUUGGCUCACUCAAACAACGAUAAGGCGGCAAACGACAAAGUCAAGGUCAACAUGGUCAUUUCUCCGAGCGACUCUGACAAGGAAAACUGGAGUCCUGAUGCCAACGGCAAUUCAGGCAAGAUGCCGCCACUUUCUGAUGCUAGGAGGCCAUUGCCGACCACCGCUGGCAGCAAACCCAAUGCGAGACGCACUGGGCGGGUUCUAGGUUAUCACUCUGUGCCGGCCAUUUUCAGCGGCAACCGUGCCAGGACGAUGCCUGCCAUGGGGCGCCGAGAUUCCGGAAAAGACCUGGCCAUAUUUGUAGACGAUCGAAGUUCGCCUGCACCCAAAGAGACGGAGGAGGUGGAGAAAUUCAUGCGCGGCGGCGAGGUCAGUCCGAGCAAGAAGGGGGAUAUGGAUUGCAUUGCAGGUCUACUUUCUCUCAGCCAAGGGGCUUGGAGAUAGGGGCUCCUAGUGGGUGAUGCCACACAAUCUUGCCAGUCGGGGUCUGUUCUUGCAGCUAAGGAGUCUUUGAGUCGACACACUCCAACUAACAACGUCUAGUCGUCUUCGUGGUAGAAGCGGCCGAUGGUUGUUCGAAACCACUGGGAGUGUGACGUUCAACUCGGCAGCCGGUGGCAUGACGACAGAAAGACAAGGUCGAUCGAUAAGUUUUGGGCGCCACUUUGCUCCUUCUCACCAGAAAUGAACGGGCUAGCUACCUCAAGCCCCUACCUGUUCCUUUGCGGCUUCCCUCGACAGGGUACUGCCGCAGCGACGAGAAUCAACCCGGCGCCUUGAUGAUAGCGCAGGGCACAGUGUACUGGCUCCAGGAAGUGAUGAAAUCUCGUUUCGGUGUCCUAGUAUUGUGAAAUUGAGACCUCGCUUUACCAGAACAAGUUGGGUUGGUGGUAGACAAACACGCUGUAAAGUAGUAGGGCGUGCGCGAGCCAUGUUCAUUAUCCGUUGGACAAGCUCAAGUGAUGCCACCCUAGAAUAAAUCAGUAAAAAAGAAGAAACCCAAAAUCAACGAUGCAAAUCAUCACACUGCUGUUUGUCUUGACUGUAGUUAACCUAGGGCUGCGUGUAUGCCGGGCCCGAACACCGGAAAAUUGCUCAUGAGUAGCUUAAAGAGUCAUUCUGUAAUGUUUUCAGCCCCCCUUCAGACAUAAGCACCGUCGUUGUCGAUCUUCCUUCGUAGAGGGAGGGAAGAAGGAAAAGGCGCCGCGUUGUUACCAAUUACCGUUGUUUUGUUAUUGUUCUAUAUUCUUGACCACGCCCGCUGGGCGGAUCAUACCACAACUGCAACAGGUUCCAUUCGUUGUCGCGAAUAGGAACGUCCAGCGUCUAUAUACCUAAGAGGAUCGUUGUAGUUCAUUUCCCUCCUUCCUUCUAUUCUCCUCGCUAUAGAGUCGGCUCGCCUGUCGUAAUCAGCCUCCUCCUAAAAUAUGUGCCAGUACCAAUGCCAAUGACACGGGGAAGGGAGUUGAUGUUCCCCGUGUUUCCGCUUCUCUAAUGCCUUCAUCGCACGCGUACGCGCGCGGUCAACAUACCAUGUCCAUGCGCUUGUUUUCGCUUCAUACUCAGAUCCGCUCGGUCUAU